UUAGGGUUGGGGGCGAUUUGGAUCCUCCUCCCAUGGCGGAGGAUCUGGACGAGAAGGCGCGGCGCGUCCGGGAGCUCCUCAGCAGCUUCUACAAAUCCGACGAGUCCGAUUCCGGUGACUUCGAUCUGGAUGCUCCCGGCGAUGGAGGUGUCAGCGCCAGGCGCCGGGAUACUCUGCUCCAGAUCAACACCAAGGGUUUCGAGCCGGAGCGCUACAUGGCUUCUCUGGUCAGGAAAACGAAUUUACCGACCUUGCUCAAGAAGCACGUCGAGGUGGCCGCGGAGAUCAAGAACUUGGACAGUGACAUGCAAAUGCUGGUGUACGAGAACUACAACAAGUUCAUCAGUGCGACAGACACUAUCAAGGUGAUGAAGGAUAAUGUCGCGGGCAUGGAAUCCAACAUGCAGCAGCUUCUGGAAAAGGUGACAGCAGUGCGAACGAAAAGUGAUAACAUAAACGCCUCGCUGUUUGAGAGAAGAGGACGGAUAGAAGAAUUAAAUGGUACACGAAGUCUCCUGCGGAAAGUCCAGUUUGUUUUUGACCUCCCAAAACGCUUGAGGAAGUGCCUGAAAGAAGGAGAUUAUGCUCAGGCGGUGAAGUUUUACGUGGGAGCGAGCCCAGUAUUAGAGACUUAUGGUAGCUCGUCUUUUAGAACGUGUAAACAGGAGAGCGAGGAGGUGAUUGCGACGAUCUCAAAGCGCCUUCAGGCCAAGUUCUUAGCAGAUUCUGAACCAUUGCCUGGGCGAGCUGAAGCAGUGGCCUUGCUUCAACAACUCAAGUUCCCGGUUGAUGUUCUGAUGGAUGGGUUCUUGACAAGCAACAUGAAACACCUUUUAGAACUUCAAACUUUGUCGCACAAAAGCAAGUCUCCCGAUGACGCAAAGAAAUUUAUUACCGAAUUUACUCAAACAGCAACGGCAUUUCGAUCCAUAUUUCCAACGGGGGAAAGUCGUCUUAACGAAGCUGCGAAGGAUCUUUUGGACAAGUACUUUGCAAACGUCAAUGUAUCGUUGCAGCCGGAAGCUGGAAGCCUUUCUGCCGCGGAGUUGAUUUCCUUACUAAAAAGUUUAUCUGCUGAUGUAGCCAAGAUGCACGAAGUGAUGCCGGAAGCCGGGUUUAUUGACGGUGCCAUACAGGCUGUCGAGUCGGCUGUUAAACAACACGUCAACCACAAGUUCAAGGUGCUAUACGCCCAAGUAACAGGUGCUCUUUCGGAUAUUCACUCUCCCAAGCAAGAGCAGGCCAAGGACCAGCAAAAGCCGUUGCUUCUAUCCCUUGAAAACGUGCAAAAUUUAAUUGUUAAUGGGGGACUCGAAGUUCUGAAGGACCUCACUCAACUAUUAGAUGACAGUGUGGAUUUUCUGGUCAGCUGGAGGGACGCUUAUAUUGACCUCGUUCAAGGCGGUUUUCAAGAGUUUUUUGGAUCUCUUGUGGACCACUUCAUCUCGUUGUCAUUGGCCAGUGCAACCCAAGGCGAAGGUUCUGAUCAACGCUUGGGUUCUCCUGCUCCGGGAUUCGUCUUGCUUCUAUCUCGUUUGUCUACGUUUAUCGAGCAGGAAGGAGUUCCGAGAAUUACAGAGGCAGUAGGCGAUUCUUUCAUUGGUGGUUCACUGGGUGAUCGUCCUGCAUUUCUUCCUUCCGAGAUUUGCAGAGCGUUUCGUGCUGCAGCAGAGAAGUUUUUGCGUCAGUUCAUUGAUGUCCGAUCACGAAAGCUUUCCAUCAUGAUCUGCAAGAGCAUUACAACGCCGAACUGGCUCCAGUACAAAGAGCCCAGGGACGUUCGGAUGUUUGCAGACUUGCUAUUGGACGAGGUGAAAGGAAUGGAAGGAGAGGUGAAGCAAGUAUUGGAACCUGGAAAGAGCCAUCGUCGUUCUGAUAGCGCCGGAAGCUCAAGCUCCACUCGCAGCAGUAACACCACCCGCGGGGAUUCUCGCUCCAGCAGGCUAAACAACCGUGGAAAGACGCACUUACUCGAGCGGGACGUAGCAAAGCUGUUCAAGCAAAGAGUUGAGAUAUUCACCAGGCCCGAAUUGACGCAGGCAUCGGUAAUCUCCAUGGUUGUCAAGAUCGCUCUCAAGAGCUUCCAAGAGUACGUCCGACUUGAAACGUUUAGCCGCUGUGGCUUCCAGCAAAUCCAACUGGACACGCAGUACUUGAGAGACCCGCUCCGGGAAGUGGUCGACGAUGACAAUGUGGUGGAUUUCCUCCUCGACGAGGUCUGCGCUGCUGCUGCCGAGCGAUGCACUGAUCCAACACCGCUGGAACAAGCCGUGCUAGACAAGAUCGUGCACACCAAGCGCGAGAAGAGACUAGACGACGAGGCCACCAAAGUUUUCAUCUAAGCGAAACUCUCUCCAUGAAUUUCACGGUGCUUGCGAGGUAAAGUUCAUGGCUCUCGCGGCACAGUAAUUUCUCUCUAUGGCCGAGAGGCUGGAAUGGAGAAUCCAUGGACCAGAAGAAAGAAAGAAGGAAAAAAAGAAGAGCCUUUGUCGUGAUAUUUGAGACUGGCACUGCUCACUGACUGUCUACUCUCCAUUAAAUAGCUCGCAUGCCCUCCUCCAUUGCA
Messenger RNA from Selaginella moellendorffii, 2566 nucleotides. RefSeq names its product vacuolar protein sorting-associated protein 51 homolog. Gene Ontology annotation, biological process: retrograde transport, endosome to Golgi; endocytic recycling; Golgi vesicle transport. The transcript is spliced from 19 exons. The record is from RefSeq and is a predicted model, not a curated record. Gene Ontology annotation, cellular component: GARP complex; membrane; EARP complex. The coding region runs from base 33 to 2342 and encodes 769 amino acids. Lineage: Eukaryota; Viridiplantae; Streptophyta; Lycopodiopsida; Selaginellales; Selaginellaceae.